AGGAAGAAGGCUCGUGACGGGCGGCCGGGGAUCCAACCUUCAAAAAAGCCGGCUGUUCUUUUUAGCGACUUCCCAUUAGAAACCCGGGGAGAUCCAUGGCGACCAAAGCGAUGAAUCUCUGCAAUGUGUGCUGCCUGCUCUUCUACGUUAUCUCCGCGGUGCUCGCCGGGCGAGAUUUCUAUCAGAUCUUGGGGGUGACAAAGAGUGCAUCCAUCAGGGACAUCAAGAAGGCCUACAGAAAGCUGGCUCUCCAGUUACACCCUGACAGAAACCAGGACGACCCGAAGGCUCCAGACAAAUUUGCAGACCUGGGAGCAGCUUAUGAGGUGCUCUCAGAUGAGGAAAAAAGGAAACAGUACGACGCGUAUGGAGAAGAUGGACUCAAAGAGGGUCACCAC
Molecule: messenger RNA, 398 nt
Organism: Pseudoliparis swirei
Lineage: Eukaryota; Metazoa; Chordata; Actinopteri; Perciformes; Liparidae
Product: dnaJ homolog subfamily B member 11-like
Exons: 3
Biological process (GO): protein maturation
Cellular component (GO): endoplasmic reticulum
Molecular function (GO): misfolded protein binding
Source: RefSeq, a predicted model, not a curated record